Messenger RNA from Amphiprion ocellaris (clown anemonefish), 6644 nucleotides. RefSeq names its product AF4/FMR2 family, member 1 (gene aff1). Gene Ontology annotation, cellular component: nucleus; super elongation complex. Lineage: Eukaryota; Metazoa; Chordata; Actinopteri; Pomacentridae. Gene Ontology annotation, biological process: regulation of gene expression. The coding region runs from base 353 to 3823 and encodes 1156 amino acids. The transcript has 19 exons. The record is from RefSeq and is a predicted model, not a curated record.
AGAAAAAACAGUAAAUAACGUAGCUUCCAAUGAACUAAUUUGUUCUAAUUUGUUUGUAUUUACCCUCAAAACAGUAACGCGCCUGCUUCAGAAAUAUUUUUUGACGAAUAUGAGUGUAUAAAGCUGAGCUUGGUCCCCGGACGGCGGAGUGGAGUAGAACAAUCCAGUAGGCAGACGGAGUGGACAACCUAAACACUGUUAGCAGACAGCUAUCAAACAACGGCGGCCUGACAGUCCACUAAACUAGCAAACCACCUUCGCCGGUAAACAAUGUGACGGAGUGAGGAGGGACACCUCGGCGAGGACUGCGAGAAACGCAUGACAACCAACUUUGGUUGUCGUGAGGGGCACCAUGGCAUCUCAGCCGAGUGUAUACAAUGAAGAAAGGAACCUUCUUCGCCUCAGAGCAUGGGAACAGAGGAACCAAGAAACCAGCCAAACCAAAGAACUUAACACUGAGAAUGUGCCACUCUUUGGGGAACCAUACAAGACAAACAAAGGGGACGAGCUUUCAAAUCGAAUUCAGAGGAUGCUGGGCAGUUACGAAGAUGUGAAUAAUCCCUCUUCCUUUUCCAGUGAGGCUUCACCCAUUCCGAAUUGCGUAAACUUCUCACAGUCAGAUUUGGGUCAGGCAAACACAGAUAAAUCAACAAAACCUCCGUUUCACAACCAUGUUCUUUACAUGUCCACACAAAGCCAGAAAGGGCUGACUAGUAGCAGUUACUCCCCUCAGCCCUCUAAGAUGUCCACUGCUUCUCCGAAUCAGGGACGUUCAUCCACUUUCUCAAAGCCUUCUUUGGACCACAGUCAUCCCAGCCACGUGGCACAUCAACAACAGAAGAGUGACGCCUUCUCAGAUCUCAGGGAGUAUGUCAGCCUUCCCCAGGAAAUGUCUGCUCAGUCUCCUGAUACUCAGCCACUAGCAUUCCUACAUUCCAGUGACCAUCAUAACAUCGACAUAGACACUAAGGACACACUUGAUAGACAUCAGCUUCCAGGGUCCACAGAUCUUCCCUCUGACUCUGCUGUCAUCAUGGAUGUUUCCUGUAAAGAUGCAACUCUGCCUCAAGCCAACAAGACUAACGCACUACCCUCCCAGACCUUUCCUCCACUGUUGUCGUCUAAGCAGCCCAGCAUAGUCAUGACUCAGAAGCCAACAGCGUAUGUACGGCCCAUGGACGGUCAGGACCAGGUGGUCAGUGAGUCGCCUGAGCUGAAGCCCUCACCAGAGCCAUACGUACAACUACCAGAACUAAUCAACAAAUCUGACCUGGGCAAAACGAAAAUGAUGCCACCAUUUUUGGAGACAAGGACAGAUGAAGCUCAGUGUGUAGAGGACAUCUUAAAGGAAAUGACACACUCAUGGCCUCCUCUCCUGCCAGCAAUACACACACCUAGGAGAAAUGAACCCUCAAAGCCCCUGUUCCUAGCCAAGGAAGCAGAGCAUGUCUCUUCAUGCCCAGGACAGAAAAACCAUGACACCUCUCUUGCAGAGCCAACCCAUCUCAGCCAGCAGAGCUCCUUAUCUUCAUUUGAAGCAGCACAUUCCAGCGGGUUGGAGUCUACAAGCUCAAGCGACUCUGGCAGUAGCUCCGGAUCUGAGUCAGAUAAUGAGGAGCCACGUCAAACUCCAGUGGGCAGCUUUGUUAAAACUGAGCCCAAUGCUCCAGCAGUGAGCCAUGGUGACUGGCAGUUGGGGAACUGGAUCAGGUCCAGCCAACAAAACUCCACCACUGAAAGUCAAAGCAGUGCACACGUCUCUGAGAGCCCCACUCAGAAAAACCAAAUGCCCACUAAAAGCUCCAAGAAGUCCAGUGUAGAAGUGGUCGACCCCACUGGGCAGUCUAAGCCUCAGCUCUCCUCUCAUCAAAAAGAGCUUACUGACAACCUUCCGAUUCCCCAGCAGUCCAGGGAAAGCCCUCAGGACAACCGUUGCCACCAAAGUAGCCAAAAAUCUCUCUCUUCUGAUGUAAACAGCUGUAGCAGUUCCAGGAAACUCUCAAAACCAGCGAAGGCAGGUUGCCCAGAUCGCACUGGAGCAGCAGUCAGUGCGAAGUAUGAGGAAAUUAUAACCACACAGACAAAAGAACCGUGUUUCACAGAUAGACCCAAGGUAAAGACAAAAACAGGACAUGGUAAGAAAAGCAGCGGUGACACUAAAAAAGACAUUAAAAGGACUAAACACACACCACCUGGCAAGCAGAAGGCUGGGUCAGAGCCUGGAACUGGAGCCAUGCUCGUCCAGUAUGCCGAUUGUCCUUCGUGUGGUGUGCAUCAUCCUAACCCCUGCUCCUGCCCCACCCAAAGUCCUGCUCAGCCUGACCAGCUUUCUUCUGCCCCACCGGUCAGAGUCAGUAGUAGCAAACCCAAGGCAGAAUCCAUCUGCCAGAGGGGCGCCAAGAUGCCUCACAAAACAGACCACAAGCACUUAGAGAAGCCUGAGCAUACAGCCAAGGGUUCACAGGACCUCCACAGGCCUCCGAGAUCCCUGAUGGUGAAAAUAGAUCUAAGUCUGCUCUCAAGAGUCCCACAGACCUCCAGCAUUCACCAAAGGGUACCUAGCAAUUCAAAGAGAUCACACGAAGGAGGCAGUGAUGCUUCUACAUCACUCAAAAACAUGAAAACCAGCAAAAAGAGUAUAAAUCAAAAUAUUGAGGCAGACAAUAAAACUCUUCCCACAAAGAAACAGAAGCUGGAAAACAAGAAUACCUCAUCAAGUCAUGUUUCUUUAAAACUGGAAAAUUCCAGCAAUCCAGCAGAGGCUCGGGAGCAAAAGAAGGCCAAGAAAAAUCCUGUACAUUUGCAGCCCUCUGCACCAUCCAAAGAUGCUCCUAAAGGCUCAAAAUUAGACAAAUGCAGUUCAGGGAAGACACAAGAGUCCAGUAGGGAGGCUGCAAAGAGCAAGGACUCCCGUAAGCACAAGAAGAGCAGUGGAAAACACACACAGCACCCACGCCAUGAAAAGCAAAAGCCCCCAAAGAGCAGCCUCUCUGUCCCUUCACCUUUGCGGCCAGUCAAGGAAGCUUUGAGCAGCAGGCCGAUGCUCAGAUUUGAGGAGAGGCAGCAUCCAGUAAAGCAUUACAUAAAAGAGGCCAAAAGACUGAAGCACAAAGCAGAUGCAGAGUCCGAUAAGCUCAGUAAAGCUUUCAACUACUUGGAUGCAGCCAUGUUCUUUGUUGAGAGUGGGAUUGCCAUGGAAAAAGAUCCACAGAUUUCAAUGUCUUCCUACACGAUGUUUGCAGAGACUGUGGAGCUCCUUAAGUUUGUACUCAAACUUAAAAACUCAGUGGACCCGUCUGCUCCACCCUCAGAAAAGGACUUUAUAGCUUUAUGUUUGAAGUGCCAGUCUCUGCUGCAGAUGGCCAUGUUUCGCCACAAACACAAAACUGCAUCCAAGUACUCAAAGACCCUCAGUGAUCACUUUAAUAACUCUGCUCAGGCGACACACAAUCCUGGCUGUACAUCGAAGGUUACAGAUAACCCGUCCCCCAACAUGCCGUCUCCAGCCAACACAUCCACCAGCUCAGGUCCCGGCUCCAACCACAGUGGCAGCGGGUUGGUUGUGGGCUCUGCUGGCACCACCGUGGUCGUUCCUCAGGCCAUUGAACAAGUGGCCUUCAGCUACGUCAACAUUACUAUGCUGUUCCUGAGCGCUCAUGAUAUCUGGGAGCAGGCAGAGGAGCUGGCACACAAAGGCAGUGGUAUGCUGGCAGAGCUGGACACUGCAAUGGGCCCUUUGAACCUGACUUCAAGUAUGAGCUCUAUGGUUCGCUACACAAGACAAGGUGUCCACUGGCUGAGACUGGACAGCCAAAAGGUAUGAAACUGGACUCAUGGAAACCCUUCAGGGCCUUUAAUUUGCUUCGGUGUGUUUAACACGGAUCCUGACCUGAACUCUUCCUUGGGCUUGUGGUCGUUUCCUGUAUUUCACGUGGUCAUUAACUCUGUUCAUCAAAAAACGAUCAGGAUGUCAUCUCAUGUUUGCUCUUAAUUUUGAAUUUCCCAGCAGGGAGACAACACAGAACGAUGCACUGGUUAUUAAUUCUCCCUGCCACUUUAAAUCAUGGACUUCAAAUGUUAAUCGACGCUUCUGUGUCUCCCUGUUUUGUUAUCAGGUGAUGUUAUGAUUCUGAAUUUUGAAAUCAGGGCUUUAUUCAGGAGUAACUACAUUUGGAUGAAGAACAUCAAAUAUUACUAAAAGUGCAAUUUGGUGGCCAUAUCUCAGUGGUUCUACCCAUGUAAUCAUGUAGCUGUGGUGCAAAUAUAGACACAGAUUUUAUUUAUUAUUAUCCCAGCUUUUGUUAAUAAUGUUACUGUUAUGACCUUUAAUUAGACAGUAAUCAGGAAAAGAAACUGCACUUAAAUCACAUUCAGACUCAUCAGUCCAGUUUUGGCCAAAUGAUUUAAUUUCACUAAAGUUUCCAUCUGAAAGAUUGGUUUAAUCUGGAUUCUGGGAUUUCUUUUUCUCUUUUUUUUACUCUGUGUCACACAGGGCUGAAGUAACUUCUUAUAACAUUUCUAAUUUUGGCUGUGUAGGCAGAAGUAAAUCAAAUAUGGGGACAUUUUCUACUGCAAAAAAUAUUAAGUAUGUUGCAAAAGUGGCCACAAAGUAACAUUAAAUCAGCAUAUAAUUUAUUACUUUUAGCCAAUUCCUUAUUGGAAUCUGUAUUUUCAGUUUUUCAAAUGAGUGUCAAAUUGACAGAGCUGUGCUUGUAUUGAAACACGCUUCAUGUGCAAUAAUUACUGAGGAUCAAUAACAGACGUGCCAUAAUAGUGGUACAUCGAGAGGCAUUGAAUUUACGCUCCAGAUGUGAUUGAAGAAGAGGCAUAUUAGGAAAGGUUAUUUAUUACUUCAGGGAAACAUCUGGACAUUUCUGACUGUCAUAACUGAUUUCACGGCAGAACCUUCUUCUUCCCUCUUACUUUUCUACUACUCUAAGAGGUUAGUCGGCAUCGGCUGUGUGGUUCAGGGUCCUGGUGGCUGUUGCACUGUUGCUGGUAAUGACUGGUUUAUCAGAUCAAACCACACUUUACUUUAUUCUUGUCAGCCUCUUAAAGAAGAUUGCACUUCUGCCCUCAUUCUAAUGGAACAUACAUGUAGUAAAACAUUAUUCACAUGCUUACAUCGAAAGAGUUUUAGGUCCCUGUAAUCAUUUUUCAAAUCCAUGGCUGCGAAGUGACGCAGGGACAAAAUCCACAGUGGUAUUUUUGUAUAAUAAUGCAUCCCAAAGCUAGUGUGAGGCUUUUGCAGCAGUUGCCUUCCAAAUUGCAGCCAUGCUCUUACCAAAAUCCUCCCAAUUGUGCCUGAAAUUUGGUCCCAUCACAAAAUACACUGGCUUAAUUUAGCAAAAAACAUGACAUAUCCCAGGUAAAGGGAUGCAAUGCUUGCAUUUGUUGCUUGGGGGAGCAAAAAAAUUUGCUAGGAGAUUGCAUGUAAACAAAGGUCACAACAGCCACACAGCACAAGAAGGGAAUUUUCAAUUGGUUCAUUUUAGCUUCAGCUGAACCGUUUUAAGGCAUUUUUAUACAAAAUGAGGACUGUGGAUUUUUUCCCUCAACACUUAUUCUGAAAUCUUUCGACCAAAGGGUUCCCGCUGGACUAAUUACAGCAACCAAAAAACCCUUCAAUGUACGUAGAUAUUAAAAAAUGUGAACCUGUAGUUUAACCAGAGACGUGUCUACAAACAAGUACUUCCAAAAUCAAAAAGAGGCAAAUAGCUUGACAUCCCAGUCUUUCUUUACGUAUAGUGGUAGAUGUUUUGAUUCACAUCCGCCAUGUUUGCCAGUUUGAGGAGAAACUACAUUAGUGUUGCCCUUAAAAUUUUGCACCAGGAAGUGAAUUUAUGUACGUUUCCACUCUUUUGUUGAGUGCAAAAUGUAAACUAAAUCUGCCCAACAGAGCUUACUUAAGAAUGGAGAGGUGUUUUUUUUGAGUAUUUUGUAGUAAAUUUGAGUGCGUUAUUGUACAGAAGACCUCCCAAGACCGGCAGGGCUGUGCUAGUCUUUAUUAUUGUUUAGUGUACGUUUGACCCUGAGCAGUAGUGUUUAGUUGGCGCUUAAAAAAAAAGUCUAAUUCUUAUUUAUACAUGGGGAAUAUAGUCAGUAGAAAAUGAACAUUGAUUUAGACUAGCGCAUGUAAAGAGCGCCAUUAGUGCCAGUGGGUUUUGAAAAGUUUUCACAUGUUAAUUGACAAAUAAAAAGGGCUUGAUGAGGAUCACAAAGUGCUCCUGAGUUUAUUUUCUCACAUCGGAUAAAGUGAUAUUUUUUUUUUAAGUAAGCACGAGUACAAAGGCGCCAUGGUGGAAUUUGGGAUUGUUUUUACGUACAGACCAUCAGCAGGCUGCAACAGAAAUGGUCUUUCUAAUGUCGGUGCUGCACAUUAAGUGAAGUUUGGCAUUCGACAUUCAUAAAUAGCUCAACUUCAUCUGUUUUCUGAAUUUCUGGGUUCUCGUCUUAUCUGUGGCUUUCUUUUCAUUAUGCUCGAUUGUUGCUGCUUCAUUUUUGAAUUACCCUGCAGCAAGUUUGUCCAAGUAAUUAUAUACUGCAAAAAAUGUUGGUUUCUGAAGGAUGCUUAUUUUCCAUUUUGUGAAAUAUGUAAAAAUUUGUGUUGCAGUGUACAGAUGUGAAUAAACACUGGAAACUAA